Molecule: messenger RNA, 936 nt
Organism: Spinacia oleracea (spinach)
Lineage: Eukaryota; Viridiplantae; Streptophyta; Magnoliopsida; Caryophyllales; Amaranthaceae
Product: protein FAR1-RELATED SEQUENCE 5-like
Exons: 4
Coding region: 1-936 (311 amino acids)
Source: RefSeq, a predicted model, not a curated record
AUGGAGGAGGAUUUAAUCGAUUUGAAUAUCGAUUUAAAUCGCGCAAUAGAAGAAGUAAUGUAUAAUUAUGAAGAGAAUCAUAGAGAAGUAUACGACGUUGAAGAUGAAAGCAAAUCUCCGCAAAUUAUGGUUGCAGAUCAUUGUAUUGAAGAAGGUUCAAUCAUACAUUCAAUUGAUACAAACCACAACAUCUUUAAAAAUCCAAAUAAUGAGCAGCAACAAAACAUUGAUAAAGAAUUUAAUAGAUAUAAAGAAGGAACCAUUGUUGUUAAUGGAAAAUACUUCUACUGCUCUACUGUUGGAAUAAGAGACACUCUUAAAAACAAAGAACUCAAAAAUGAAGAUGAUCAAUCAGAUACAAAGAAGAACGAAAGGAGAAGGAGAGUGAUGAUAACAAGAACAAAAUGUGAAUCUCAUAUAUUUGCAAAGAAUAAUGAAAAUGGAGAUUUUGAAAUAGAAAAGCAUGUAGUGGUUCAUAAUCACCCAUUGACAAGAGAAAUAAGUAAUUAUCUCCACCGAUCGGAACGACAAAUGACAGAGCCUAAACAAGACGCUAUUGAGGCAAUGUUAGAAUGUGGUCUUAGACCAAUGGAGUCUUAUAGAUAUAUGUCAAUAGAAACUGGAGGAGAAGACGGUGUAGGUCAUACAAUGAUUGAUCAUCUAAACUACUGCUACAAGUUAAAAAUGAAGCAAAUUGAUGACAAGGAUUCACAAACACUAGUGAACAAACUGUAUGACUUACAAUCAAUAGAUCCUGAGUUCUUUUUCAGAGUAAGACUCAAUGAUGAAGGAAAAGUUGAGUGUCUAUUUUGGAGGGAUUCAAUGAUGAGAGAAGAUUACAAAAUAUAUGGAGAUGUUCUAGUUUUUUAUACUACAUUCAGAACAAAUAAGUACAAUCUCAUAUGUGCUCCAUUUGUUGGUAUCAAUAACCAUUGA